Plasmodium vivax (malaria parasite P. vivax) is the source of this 594-nucleotide messenger RNA. RefSeq names its product beta-hydroxyacyl-ACP dehydratase precursor, putative. The coding region runs from base 1 to 594 and encodes 197 amino acids. Lineage: Eukaryota; Apicomplexa; Aconoidasida; Haemosporida; Plasmodiidae. The transcript has a single exon. The record is from RefSeq and is a predicted model, not a curated record.
AUGAUGAAGUGCGCAUACUUCCCGCGCCUCCUGUGCCUCCUGGGCCUUCUACCCCCCUUUGCAACCGUUGCAUUAAGAACAUCAUGCCUCGACCUGGGGAAGCACAAGGGGUACCAGUUUUUAACCCCCCGAGUGGAGUUUUCCCCCAAAAAAAGAGAAAGCGCGAAAAAAUAUGACCAAGGAAGGGGGAUAAAUCUAAAUGAAAAGCUAUCCUCAGUGGAAAACAAAAAUGAAGAAAUCGGUGGGAAACACAUCUCGUCUGUCAUGUCAUACGACACUGCUAACACCAUCAACAUUGAGGAAAUAAAAAAUGUACUUCCACAUAGGUACCCAUUCCUCUUGGUUGACAAAGUAAUUCAUGUAGAAAGGAAUAAAAAAAUAAUUGGCCUCAAACAAGUUUCCGCUAAUGAACAAUUUUUCAAUGGCCAUUUCCCUGCCAAGGCAAUUAUGCCUGGCGUUUUACAAGUAGAAGCCUUGGCCCAGCUGGGGGGGAUACUAUGUCUCACAAAUGAAGAAAAUAGUGGGAGGGACAAUUUAUUUUUAUUCGCUGGGGUGGACGGCGUCCGCUGGAAGAAACCAGUCAUUCCAGGUUAA